CUUCUCCGUCUCUAGUUCUUCUGCCCUCUAUCUCUCUCCCUCUCCCUCUCCCUCUCUCAGCGAUUGAAAUUCGUCUCUGCAAAUGGCGUCCGAAGGGACUUUGAACUGCAUCGACAUCCUCUUGGCGAUCAUCCUCCCUCCUCUUGGCGUUUUUCUUAAGUUCGGAUGCAAGGUGGAGUUUUGGCUAUGUUUGCUGCUGACGCUAUUGGGAUGGUUGCCUGGAAUCAUCUACGCCGUCUAUGCCAUAACCAAGUGAAGAUAAAUGGUUCGUUUGGUCUCCGUUAAUGAAUUCCGUUAUCACCGUUAGGGAAUGACGGCGUCGAUCUAUUGCUUUUUAACUGCUGCGGCUGAUUGUGACCGUUGAUUGUUCUUCUUCGUGCCCAUUUGUGUUUUGUAUUUUUUUAUAGGGAAUUUUCAGUAAUUUGCUUGUGGAUGUAUUUGCGUCUGGUAUUAGAAUAAAACGAUUGUAGAGUUCUGUUUC
Molecule: messenger RNA, 481 nt
Organism: Magnolia sinica
Lineage: Eukaryota; Viridiplantae; Streptophyta; Magnoliopsida; Magnoliales; Magnoliaceae
Product: hydrophobic protein LTI6B-like
Exons: 2
Coding region: 83-256 (57 amino acids)
Cellular component (GO): membrane
Source: RefSeq, a predicted model, not a curated record